This is a messenger RNA of Periophthalmus magnuspinnatus, 4886 nucleotides long. It is a transcript of the gene mpp7a, whose product is annotated as MAGUK p55 scaffold protein 7a. Gene Ontology annotation, cellular component: plasma membrane; cell-cell junction. NCBI's taxonomy places the organism in Eukaryota, Metazoa, Chordata, Actinopteri, Gobiiformes, Gobiidae. Gene Ontology annotation, molecular function: protein binding. The record is from RefSeq and is a predicted model, not a curated record. Gene Ontology annotation, biological process: protein localization to adherens junction. The coding region runs from base 657 to 2390 and encodes 577 amino acids. The transcript is spliced from 19 exons.
UAAACACACUGUUCCCGGGUCAGCUCCGUGUCAGCGCCUUUAUCGAUCCUGGAGAGAGUGGCACUGCCGAGGUUUUCAAAGCUAGUUGUAUUCGUUUCACAGACGCAGCGAGUGGGUAUGACCGGAGGCGGGUUUACGGACGUGAAUGUGGAGGGAAGUUGACAAUUCGUGCACAGAACCUUUGGAGUUUUCGCUGACCGCAGAAGACGGAUAAACUCGGACCUCCUGUGCAAAGGCGACUGUGACGACUGCAAGCGGCACAGUGAGAGGCACUUGACUACAUGUCACAAAAGGUCCAUGCUAACUACUCACGGGGACGCGCACUCCGGGCAGAAAAAGCCGUGAGCUAAAGGCAGUUUUGGAGUGAAGUGAUUUGACGCUGCCACCGCCAGACCUGCGUUUCAGGUCUGUCCAGGUGAGCAGCUUGGGGGCGGGGUGCUUCCUGUUUCGGAGGAUUUCCGUGAGAGCACACAGGGCCAUACGGAGCUGUGGAGAUCCAGAGUGCCAAGGUGGGAGUGCCCGCAGCUGGUGAAGCUAAGGACUCUAUGGCAUAAAUCUGCUGCGUGGAUUCAGCUGGUGCUCCGCUCCUGACGCCCUGUCGCCAUUUUCCACAGCCCCUGGGAGAGGAGGGAGAGGAGGGAGAGGAGGCUCAGGCCAUGCCCGCCCUGUCCACCACCAUGGGCCACGAACCAGGCCUGUAUGAAUUGUUGGCAGCUCUGCCCUCACAACUGCAGCCUCAUGUGAGCCGGCCAGAGGACAGCAGCUUUCUCCAGAACAUGUUCAGAGAGAGGAGUCUGCACUCACUCAUCAAGAUCCACACUCGACUCCAGCUCUAUGAGGAGAUCAGACCCCUGCCUGUGGUGAAGAGUGUGUCCUCUCUGGCCUCCCAGCUGUCUGAGGAGCUCCAGGGGAAGACGUCCAAUGGUGAAAUCAAAGAGCUGCUGGCGCUGCUAUCCAGGCCCCAUGUGAAGAGUCUUCUUACAGUCCAUGACACUGUAGCCCAGAAGAAUUACGACCCUGAACUACCUCCUCUGCCUGAAGACCUGGACGAUGACGAGGACUCAGUGAAGAUCAUCCGCCUGGUCAAGAACAAGGAGCCUCUGGGAGCGACAAUCAGACAAGAUGACCACACCGGAGCCAUACUCAUCGCUCGGAUUAUGAGAGGAGGAGCAGCUGAUAGAAGUGGUCUGAUCCAUGUAGGAGAUGAACUCAAGGAGGUCAAUGGAAUCCCAGUGGAGGACAAGAAGCCUGAGGAGAUCAUUCGUAUUCUGGCUCAGUCCCAAGGAGCCAUCACCUUUAAGGUCGUCCCUGGAGCCAAGGAGGAAGCCCCAGUCAAAGAGCCUAAGGUCUUCAUGAAGGCCCUCUUUGACUACAGCCCUCAGGAGGACAAAGCCAUCCCAUGUAAAGAGGCUGGUCUGGCGUUCAAGAAAGGCGCCAUCCUACACAUUGUGAGCCAAGACGACCCAACCUGGUGGCAGGCCAAGCACCAGGGUGAAGCCAACCCGCGUGCCGGCCUCAUCCCCUCCAAACAGUUCCAGGAGAGGAGGUUCGCAGUCAAGCAGCCUGUAUCCACUCUCCCAUCCUCUCUACGCAGCUCAACCCGACGAUCAUCGGGCUUCAGGAGGAGCUUCCGCCUGAGCAGGAGAGACAAGAAGACCAACAAGUCCAUGUACGAGUGUAAGAAGAGCGAGCUGUACGACAUGGCUGACGUGCCCACCUACGAGGAGGUGACACAAUACCACAGGCAGCCCGGGGCCAAGCACAGGCUGGUGGUGCUUGUAGGUCCCACUGGAGUCGGGAUGAACGCUCUGAAGAGGAAGCUGCUCAUCUCAGACCCUCAGCACUUCAGCGUCACCAUCCCUCACACGAGUCGGCCCAGGAAGAACCAGGAGAGUGACGGGGUAGAGUACCACUUCAUCGCCAAGCACCUCUUUGAGACCGACAUUCACAAUAACAAGUUUAUCGAGUAUGGAGAGUACAAGGGAAACUACUACGGGACCAGCCUGGACUCCAUCCGCUCUGUCCUGGCCAAGAACAAAGUGUGCCUCAUCGACAUCCAGCCCCAUUCGAUAAAACACCUGAGGACAGCGGAGUUUAAGCCGUUUGUAGUCUUUGUCAAACCUCCGUCCCUGGAGAGACUGAGGGAGACCAGGAAACACGCCAAGUUCAUCUCUGGGAAGGACGAGAAGGCCAAUGGCAGAACCUUCACUGAGGAGGACUUCCAGGAGAUGGUCCGAACAGCCCAGCUCAUGGAGGCCCAGUACGGACACCUGUUUGAGAAGGUGAUCGUGAACGAUGACCUGUGCGCAGCCUUCAGCGAACUCCAGCUGGCUCUCCAACACAUCGAGACGGACGAGAACUGGGUCCCUGUCAGCUGGACCCACUCCUGAGCUCCACAAAGCACAAACAACAAUACUGUACACACGAUCCGGUCUCACAUCACUGCGCUGUCCAACGAAAGGGAAUAGACCAACUGUAGAAAGGAUCAUUGGUUAGUCUGGGUCCAGAUCUGGGACUUCCCGGGUCACAAUCUGGAUUUGUUUAGUCAGUAGCACAAAGUGGAACCAGCCUGGACUGUCAAAGUAUGGACGACGACUCUGCCAGAACUGUAACUGUGACGCCAAGUUGUGUUUACGCGUUCAGACCACUAGAAACCAAAGGGAUUGAUCGAUUUUUCUCUGUAACGUAACACAAGUCUUAAAGGGAAAAUGGGCAGCAAAGAAAACACUUUUAACUUCCAGACUUCAUCUUCCAAACAAAAUAUGGUCAGAUACAAAAAGGGCAUUGACUGUUUCUAUUUAAAACAAAUUAAUAUAUUUUUGAAAUGUUGUUUUUUCUACAUAUCUCUGACUGUAGCGGCAUUUGACACAUGUCUGCUUCAUUGCAGUGUUUUCAAUUCAUCUGAUUGAGUAUUGAUUUCACCCGUUUCAGUUGACAGAGGUGGGUAGAAUAGCAAAAAGUAAGAGUAACAUUGCUUCAAAAUAAUAUUCCUCAAGAAGAAGUAUAAAGUAGUGGCCCAAGAGAUUAGUAAGAGUAUUUCGGAAAACUACUACUGCAAGUAAGAGUAACUGUCUGAUCUGAUUUCUACUUUGAAGUGACUGGAAGGAUAGAACAUGAACUAAUGCACAAAAUCUGGUAUUUUCAAGGGACAGACACAAAAAUGAGAAAAACUAAAUGAUAUCUGAAGAAUGCAAGGAAUAGAAAUAUUUAAAUAAUUUCAUAUCGUCAACAUAAAUCUUUUGACACUUGUAGACUUACUCACAGUGAGAAGAGGAACCAAAACUAGUACUGUUACUGGCAGCACAGUCGCUCAGGCUUCACAGAAGGUUCUGUGUGGAGUUUGCAGAGAUGAGUCCCUGAGCAGUCUGCUCCUGAGGAGAUGCCACAGAGGCACUGAAGGAUGUGUCAAAUGUGUACCUUAACCUUAAACUUACUUCAGUAAAAAAUAUUACUCAAGUAGGCAUGUGCUGCUAGGAAAGUGCAGUUCCUUUAAAAAGUUGCUCAAGUAUCUGUAACUGAAUAAAUGUCAUUGAGUUGCCCAGUUGAGGUGCCCAAUAUAACUUGUAAAAGUCCAUCCGAAGUAGUGGUCAGAAGAAAAAGUUCACAAGUGUUUUAUGAGGGAGUGGUCACUAAUAGAGACCAGUCAUUCGCUCGAGAUCCCACUUUCGAGAAAUGCUAAGUAGCCGUUGGAGCUUUAUGAGUUUAUGGCUAACAUGAGACUUCUAUUCCAGCCAUAUUUCUAUUCCAGUGUCAUUUUUCACAGUUAAACAUUUAUAUAGACCAGCCAGUGCAGUACAGAUUGACCUUUUUUUUUUAUUUAUUUUUUUUUACUUAAAAUCACAUUGUAUAACUUUCUGAUUGUCUCCAUGGCAGCGUUAUUGCUUUGCAUGGAUUGUUCCACAGUAUGGCACGAAAUUAUCUAGUGCUGGAGUAAGUAGGUGAUGCUGCAAAGCCAAGUCAGAUCUGUGGAAAGGCAAACCUCCUCACAGUAAGAUUUUAUUUUUAUUUUUUUCAAAGGUAAUUUCUGGCAAUAAACACAAGUUUGCUUGAAUUAAGUUGAAAGAGAUGCGUUUAAUGCCGUACUCUGGAAAAUUCCAGGAAAAGUAAUGUCAAGCAGAUGGCAGACCCCUUUACCAGAAAAGUUACAUACUGCAUCUUUAAUAAUGAUAUAAAUUGAAGUUAUUUCACUAUUAUGUGGCACUCAAAUUCAGAUUAAGUUUUAGAUUUUAAAAUGAUUAUGACAUUGUUUUACUAACUUAAAUAUCUGUUUUGUAUGUACAGACAUUGAAUGAUGGUAAGGUUUGAGCAUUAACUGUGCAAUGUAGUUUUCCAUAUGACUCUACUAUAAAAUCACUCAAACUUUUAUUGGAUUUUCUUAAAUUUUCAAUCUGUUAUGUUCCCCUCAGAGUAAUUCUAUUUAAUGUGUAUCUGUUUUUCUUUCUACACUGCAGACAAAUUUAGUUUUAUGCACAUUUUUGUAGAUUUUGUUUAACUGGAUUUUAAAGUAAACCACAAUAUGUGAUUUGGGGCAGUACAGUCUAGUAAAUGCUCCUAUAUCUAUACAUAAUGUCUUAAUGUCUUAAAACCAGUAAAAAGUCACUGUACAUGUGUGUAUUUAAUUUGACAUGUGGGAGAAUUCACAUUGACAAAUCUAUGUAUCGUCCACUGUCACUUUGUGCUCGGGGCAGUAUCACUUUAAAGGGACACUUUGCUUAGUUUGAAUCAUGUUGUUUUGUAAAGCCCUGUGGCCCACACCUGCUGUGUUAAUAAUCACGUUUGUACAGUCUGCACAUAUAUUAGCUGUAAACGUGUCGAUGAGGCACGCUUUAUGAAAUCACUUAUUCUUGAUAAGGCCCAUGUUUUUUAUUAAAGACACUCCAUCUAGA